This is a messenger RNA of Acanthosepion pharaonis, 2331 nucleotides long. NCBI's taxonomy places the organism in Eukaryota, Metazoa, Mollusca, Cephalopoda, Sepiida, Sepiidae. The record is from the annotation of a GenBank genome assembly.
AUGAAUAUCACGAUAGGCCCGCCAAAUCAAACACGGAAUGUCUCGCUAGGCACUCCAGAUCCCCCACGGAAUAUCUCACACGCCAGAUCACCCACUGAAUAUCUCGCUAGGCCCGCCAGUUAUAUCCCACAGAAUAUCUCGCUAGGCACACCAGAUCACCCAGUGAAUAUCUCGCGAGGUCCGCCAGAUAACCCACGGAAUAUCUCGCAAGGCCGGCCAGAUAACCCACGGAAUAUCUCGCAAGGCCCGCCAGAUCACUCACUGAAUAUCACCCUAGGCCCGCCAGAUAACCCACGGAAUAUCUCGCAAGGCCCGCCAGAUCAAUCACUGAAGAGCGCGCUAGGCCCAUAUUCCAGGGCAUAUCACGCUAGGCCCGCCAGAUCACCCAGCCCGCCAGAUCACUCACUGAAUAUCUCGCUAGGCCCGGCAGAUCACCCACGGAAUAUCUCGCUAGGCUCGCCAGAUCACGCAAGGGAUAUCUCGCUAGGCCCGCCUGAUCACCCACUGAAUAUCACGCUAGGCCCGCAAGAUAACCCACGGAAUAUCUCGCUACGCCCCCCCAGAGCACUCGCUGAAUAUCUCGCUAGGCACGCCAGAUCAACCACAGUAUAUCUCGCUAGGCCCUCUAGAUCAACCACGGAAUAUCUCGCUAGGCCCGCCAGAUCACACACUGAAUAUCUCGCUAGGUACGCCAGAUCUCCCACGGAAUAUCUUGCUACGCCUUCCAGAUCAUCCACGAAAUAUCUUGCUAAGCCCGCCAGAUCACCCAUUGAAUAUCUCGCUAGUCCCGCCAGUCCGCCAGAUAACCCAGGGAAAAUCUCGCUAGGUCCGCCAGAUAACCCACUGAAUAUCACACUAGGCCCGCCAGAUAACCCACGGAAUAUCUCGCUAGGACCGCCAGAUCACUCACUGAAUAGCACGCUAGGCCCGCCAGAUAACCCACGGAAUAUGUCGCUAGGCCCGCGAGAUCACCCACGGAAUAUAUCUCUAGGCACGCCAGAUCAAACACAGUAUAUCUCGCUAGGCCCUCCAGAUCACCCAAUGAAUACCUCGCUAGGCCUGCCAGAUCACCCACGGAAUAUCUCGCUACAACUUCCAGAUCAUCCACGGAAUAUCUCGCUAUGCCCGCCAGAUCACUCACUGAAUAUCUCGCUAGGCCCGCCAGAUAGCCCACGGAAUAUCUCGCUAGGCCCGCCAGGUAACCCACGGAAUAUCUCGCUAUGUCCGCCAGAUAAUCCACUGAAUAUCACGCUAGGCCCGCCAGAUAACCCACGGAAUAUCUCGCUACGCCUUCCAGAUCAUCCACGGAAUAUCUCGCUAGGCCCGCCAAAUCCCCCAGUGAAUAUCUUGCUAGGCCCGCCAGAUCACCCACGGAAUAUCUCGCUAGGCCCGCCAGAUCACCCAUGGAAUAUCUCGAUAGGCCUGCCAGAUCACACACUGAAUAUCUCGCUAGGCCCGCCAGAUCACUCACUGAAUAUCUCGCUAGGCCCGCAAGAUCAUCCACGGAAUAUCUUGCUAGAUCACCCAGUGAAUAUCACGCUAGGCCCGCCAGAUCACCCACGGAAUAUUUCGCUAAUCCGUCAAAAUCACUCACUGAAUAUCUCGCUAGGCCCACCAGAUCACUCACUGAAUAUCACGCUAGGCCCGCAAGAUCAUCCACGGAAUAUCUCUCUAGGCCCGCCAGAUGACCCCCUGAAUAUCACGCUACUCUCGCCAGAUCGUCCAUGGAAUAUCUCGCUAGGCCCGCCCUCCAGAUCACCCACGGAAUAUCUCGCUAGGCCCACAAAAUCACUCACUGAAUAUCUCGCUAGGCCCUCCAGUCACCCACGGAACAUCACGCUAGGUCCGCCAGAUCACUCACUGAAUAUCACGCUAGUAUCAAGUCUUCAUCGCGAGGUUUCUAUUGCUUCUUUUAACCACCACCCCCGCCCCUGCCAUCCCUUCUUCUUCUCUAUAACAUCCCCUUCUUCAUCUGAUUCUUCUCUUUUUCUUCUUCUUCUCUUCUUCUUCCUUCUUCUUCUUCAAGUCCUCGAUUCUUCUCUUUUUUCUUCUUCUUCUUCUUCUUCUUCUUCUUCUUCUUCUUCUUCUUCGUCUCUUUCCUCCCUUUUCUUCUUCUUCUUUGUCUUCUUCUUCGACUCUUCCCCUUUUCUUCAUUCCCUCUUACACUCUUCUUCCCCUUCUUCUUCUUCUUCUUCUUCUGUUUUCCCCUUUUCUUCACCUCCCCUUACACUCUUCUUGUUCUUGUCCUUGCCUGCUCCCUGGCUUCUUCUGACCCUCCUCCUCUUUUUCUCCCCACUUCUCCUCCACUUUUUGUCUAUUACUUUUUAUUGA